AUGCAGCUCCCUUCUGCCACCACUUUGCCGCGAAAGGUCGUGGUCACCGGCUCCGCGUCGGGGAUCGGACUGGCGGUGACGGCAUCGCUCCUUGAGGCGGAAGCCGGGGUCGUCGGCAUCGACAUUGCCGGUUCACCCGACCUGACCAGCGGCUACGAGCACAUUCGCGGCGAUCUUUCGACCUUUGACGGCAUCGCCGCCGUCAUGGCGGAACUUCGCGGCAGGCGUUGCGAUGCCCUUGUCCAUUGCGCCGGCAUCAUGAGGACCGAUGCCAAUGCCGACAUUGCGCAAUCGAUGGGCGAAGCAUUGUGGGCGCUCCACGUUGUUGCGCCGCAACGGCUUUGCGAACUGCUCUUGCCAACCAUGCCCGACCGGGUCGGGCGCGUUGUCGUUCUGUCGAGCCGCGCGUCCGCCGGGCGGGCCGGGCGGGCUCUUUACGCAGCAUCGAAGGGCGGCAGCGAGGCGCUCGUCCGCUCGAUGGCGCUGACGGUGAUGGCGCGUGGGAUCACGGUGAACGCGAUCGCUCCCGGUCCGGUCAGAACGGCGCAGACGACCGAUCCCAACCGCGCCGACGCGGCGGUUGCAUUGCCGCCGAUGGGCCGCUUGAUUGUGCCCCAGGAAAUCGCUGCGACGGUUCUGUUUCUGCUGUCGGAUGCGGCGGGCGCCAUCACCGGGCAGACAUUGGUGCAGUGCGGCGGCCUGUCAUUGGCGCCGCCAUCGACGGCGACGCCACAAAGGGGGGCGGAUCAUGAAACGCUUUGA
Effrenium voratum is the source of this 762-nucleotide messenger RNA. The record is from the annotation of a GenBank genome assembly. NCBI's taxonomy places the organism in Eukaryota, Dinophyceae, Suessiales, Symbiodiniaceae.